AUAAACACGUGAGGCGGUCAGGCAGACGGAGCUGCAGAGUUGGAACCUCUGGCCGAAAAAGUGUGGUCAUGUUUCUCCAGUAUUACCUCAAUGAGCAGGGAGAGCGGGUCUAUACGCUGAAGAAAUUUGACCCUAUGGGACAACAGACUUGCUCAGCCCACCCGGCUCGGUUCUCCCCAGACGACAAAUACUCGCGACACCGAAUCACCAUCAAGAAACGCUUCAAGGUGCUCAUGACCCAGCAACCGCGCCCUGUCCUCUGAGGGUCCCUUAAAUUUCAUGUUUCUUCUGCUGCCCCUCGGAGACUCCGUAACCAAACUCUUCAAUCUGUGAGCCAUGAAGUCAUUUUACCAGCCGUGCUCUUUGGAAUCCAGUCUCAUCAUGGCCUUUGAUCAUGCUUGUGUGAGGCAGUCAUGGUAGCAUCCCCCAGAAAGGGAACAAGUUUGACUCCUUUUUUUUUUUCACAUUUUAAAUUACUGCCAGGUUAUUAAAGAUAAAAUGAUUUGAAA
Molecule: messenger RNA, 509 nt
Organism: Propithecus coquereli (Coquerel's sifaka)
Lineage: Eukaryota; Metazoa; Chordata; Mammalia; Primates; Indriidae
Gene: NOP10
Product: NOP10 ribonucleoprotein
Exons: 2
Coding region: 69-263 (64 amino acids)
Biological process (GO): rRNA pseudouridine synthesis; positive regulation of telomerase RNA localization to Cajal body; ribosome biogenesis
Cellular component (GO): box H/ACA telomerase RNP complex; box H/ACA snoRNP complex
Molecular function (GO): box H/ACA snoRNA binding; telomerase RNA binding
Source: RefSeq, a predicted model, not a curated record